AUGGAGAGCACAAGAGUAUUUGUAUCUGGCCUUCCGCCUACCUUAACCAAUGAUCAGCUCAAGAAACACUUUGCGACCCGCUUCCAAGUGACAGACGCCCAUGUUUUGCCGAAGCGCAGGAUUGGGUUUGUGGGCUUCAAAAGCUCCGAGGUUGCCCAGCAAGCUGUUUCAUAUUUCAACAAGACAUAUAUGAAGAUGUCUAAGAUCUCUGUAGACAUUGCUAAACCGAUUGACGCAGAACCUGCCAAUGAUGCGCACAAGCCUGGCAAGAACAGUAGAACGUCUUUUCCUGCUGACGCCGCGGAAAACUCGCUCAAGCGUAAACGCGACGAGAAGCCCCAAGACCCCAAAGUACAGGAAUAUCUUUCCUUGUUACAACAACCCUCCAAGACCAAGACUUGGGCGAAUGAUGAUCAACUACCUACCCCGGUUGAGACCAACUCACCUUCAGAUGAACAGCCUGCCGAAGUUGAUGAUGCCCCUCAGGAGCUGACUUACGCCCAGAGAAAGAAGGCGAAGCUGGGACAGGAUGCGGGACCGACCUCACACGUGUCGGAGAAUGCCGGCCAUUCACCGACAGUUGAUGGGGAUGCGCAGCCUGAAUCUGAGAAAACAGAAGAGGAACAAGCAGGGCAAGGAGAGGACCAAGUGGAAGAUCAGGCUGUAUCUGACUCAGACUGGCUUCGCUCAAAAACGAGUCGUCUUUUAGGGCUCCUCGAUGAAGACGAACAAGUCGACUUUGCCCCACCUGCGCAGACUUCAAGUGCUGCCCUAGUCAGUGACAUGGACGUUGAUACUCCUGCGGAAAGUACCGAACAGCCGACGGCCAAUGGUCCUGCGAAAGCAACCGAGCCUCAAGAGGUCGACACGAAUAUCGAAAAUAUUCGCAUCUCCGCACGAUUAUUUGUUCGAAAUCUUUCUUACGACACGGAAGAGUCCGAUCUUGAACCUGUCUUUGCGCCUUUUGGAAAAAUCGAAGAGAUUCAUGUUGCCUUUGAUACUCGCUUUACCAAAAGCAAAGGGUUCGCAUAUAUUCAAUAUGUGGAUCCAGACGCAGCUGUUGAAGCAUACAAAAACCUUGAUGGGAAGCAUUUCCAGGGCCGUUUGUUACACAUUCUACCGGCAUCCCAAAAGAAGACGUACAAGCUAGAUGAGCAUGAGCUUUCCAAGCUACCGUUGAAGAAGCAGAAGCAGAUCAAGCGAAAGCAAGACGCUUCUUCUUCAACGUUUAGCUGGAACUCGCUGUACAUGAAUGUGAGCGCACCUCUCUUACGGCGAGUAGAACUAUGCUAA
Aspergillus calidoustus is the source of this 1293-nucleotide messenger RNA. Lineage: Eukaryota; Fungi; Ascomycota; Eurotiomycetes; Eurotiales; Aspergillaceae. The record is from the annotation of a GenBank genome assembly.